ACAGCUGCGGAAUGUAAUAACACACCUUCAUCUCUCUCUCUCUCUCUCUCUGAUCUCUCUUUCUCAGAUGGACGAUGAAUUGAGCCGCCGGCGAGAUCCCGGCGGCGACAGGCCAAGCACCAUGUUGGGCGCAUGCAGAGAUUCUCACACCAUCACAAAACCAAGAACAGGAGGGGCAACUACAACCAAGCUCCCAUCACCUGCCGUCAGAAUCAUUCACGUUUUUUCACCGGAGAUAAUCAAAACAGACCCUGCCAAUUUCCGAGAACUGGUUCAGAAACUCACAGGGAAGCCGACGCCCGCCACCUCCAAGUCGACGCGAAAAUCCGCAAAGAAACAGCAGCAAUCCGAUAUCACGUCAGAUGGACCAUCGUCUUCAUCAUCACCAGCAGCAGUUGAAGCAGAAACCGUAGCCGCUAAGGCCGUCAAAGAGGAGGAGGAGGAAGAGAUCUCAUGGAGAAUCGACAGUUCCAGCUUCGAACAGGAUCUUGGUGACAUAGACAGCUUCGUUGCCCGUCUCCUCCAUAUGGGUUCUUCGGACUUCUCAGAAUCUUCAUUGUUUCCAAUAGAAACCGACCACCACCUGUUCUAAACGGCUAACUCUUUAGAUCACAAGACGCAGAUGGAGCAAUAGAGGUUAUAGACAUGGAAAGGGAAAAACAAAAAGGAUGGAAAAGAGUUGUUUCUUUUGAAUUUUCCGGAUGCCAUUUGUAUAGGAUCCAUGAAUGGAGUAUUCGGGGUAUUGGA
This is a messenger RNA of Nymphaea colorata (pocket water lily), 747 nucleotides long. Its product is annotated as VQ motif-containing protein 25-like. Gene Ontology annotation, cellular component: nucleus. Bases 68 to 592 code for a protein of 174 amino acids. Lineage: Eukaryota; Viridiplantae; Streptophyta; Magnoliopsida; Nymphaeales; Nymphaeaceae. The transcript has a single exon. The record is from RefSeq and is a predicted model, not a curated record.